Camellia sinensis is the source of this 912-nucleotide messenger RNA. Lineage: Eukaryota; Viridiplantae; Streptophyta; Magnoliopsida; Ericales; Theaceae. The record is from RefSeq and is a predicted model, not a curated record.
AUGGCCAUCACUGUACAAGAUCAACGUAUCGGAAACGACGAGUUUAGCAAAGAUGGAGAAUGUGUUGACAUAAACGGAGUGAAGACCCUUCCAGAAGGGACGCAAAGACAAGGCAGGGAAAGUUUGGUGAAGACGUUUAAGCAGGUGGAUGUGGUGAUAUCAACGGUUGGAGCCAUGCAGUUGGCAGAUCAGACCAAGAUCAAAGCAGCCAUUAAAGAAGCUGGAAACAUCAAGAGGUUCUUGCCCUCGGACUUUGGAAAUGAUGUGGACCGUCAUGAUGCAGUUGAGCCAGCAAAAUCUGCAUUUGAAGUGAAGGCUAAAAUCCACAGAGCUAUUGAGGCUGAGGGAAUUCCCUACAGCUAUGUCUCUGCAAACUCCUUCAUUGGCUUUUUUCUUCCAAUGUUGGAGCAGCCAGGAAUCUUUGCUCUACCUCCACCCAGAGAUAAAGUAAUCAUCCCUGGUGAUGGAAAUCCCAAAGCAAUAUUCAAUGUGGAACAUGACAUUGGCACCUACACCAUCAAAGCUGUGGAUGACCCAAGAACAUUGAACAAAAUCCUUUACAUUAAUCCUUCUAAAAACAUCUACUCAAUCAACGAACUGGUUUCGCUUUGGGAGAAGAAGAUUGGCAAGACCAUUGAACGAAUUUAUAUUCCAGAAGAGCAAUUUCUGAAACAAAUCCAAGAGGCCCCAACUCCAAUGAAUUUAAUGUUAGCACUCAACCAUUCGGUGUUUGUGAAGGGAGACCAGACCAACAUUGAGAUCAAGCCCUCAUUUGGGGUUGAGGCUUCUGAGCUCUAUCCGGAUGUCAAAUACACCACUGUGGAGGAAUACCUUGAUCAGUUUGUUUGAGAGAGACUACUACAUUUGUUGCUCUUGUUACUAAAAUAAAAAUUAAGUGGUUAUAUACUUGGU